GACAGUUUCCGGGGUUUCCCUUCCUGGGCUGGGACAAGCGGCGAGAAGCAAAAAAAAACGUUCCUGUCGAUAAGAAUAUUUCAAAGUCACACACUCAGGCUCGUCAGCCAUCCAGUAAACGGUAGCGAUGUCUCAAUCUGGAGAAAAAGGGAAGUUCCCAGAUGCAGCAGGUUAUGUAGGGUUUGCCAACCUCCCAAACCAAGUGCACCGAAAAUCUGUGAAAAAAGGGUUUGAAUUCACCCUAAUGGUUGUAGGGGAGUCUGGUUUGGGCAAAUCGACACUUAUAAACAGCCUGUUUCUUACUGAUCUCUACCCUGAACGCUACAUCCCUGGUGCUGCAGAGAAGAUUGAGAGGACGGUGCAAAUUGAGGCGUCGACCGUGGAGAUCGAAGAAAGAGGAGUGAAGCUUCGCCUAACUGUGGUUGACACCCCUGGAUAUGGAGAUGCCAUCAACAGCCAGGACUGCUUUAAGACCAUCAUCCAGUACAUCGACAAUCAGUUCGAGCGAUACCUUCAUGACGAGAGCGGGCUCAACCGAAGACACAUAGUGGACAACAGGGUGCACUGCUGCUUCUAUUUCAUUUCUCCAUUUGGACACGGUCUAAAGCCUCUGGAUGUGGAGUUUAUGAAGGCCAUCCACAGCAAAGUUAACAUAGUCCCGGUCAUCGCUAAGGCUGACACACUGACACUGAAGGAGAGGGAUCGCCUGAAGAGGAGGAUCCUGGACGAGAUCGCAGAGCACGGGAUCAGAAUUUAUCAGCUACCUGACGCAGACUCUGAUGAGGAUGAGGAGUUCAAGGAGCAAACGAGAGUCCUCAAGGCAAGCAUUCCCUUUGCUGUGAUUGGCUCCAACCAGCUGAUUGAGGUAAAGGGAAAGAAGAUCCGUGGUCGUCUUUACCCGUGGGGAGUUGUGGAGGUGGAGAAUCCCGAGCACAAUGACUUCCUCAAGCUCCGCACCAUGCUUGUGACUCACAUGCAAGACCUGCAGGAAGUCACUCAGGAUCUGCAUUAUGAGAACUUCCGCUCAGAGAGGCUGAAGAGAACGGGCAGAGCUGCGGACGAGGAUGUGAUGGAUAAGGACCAGAUCCUGCUCCAGAAAGAGGCCGAGCUGAGACGUAUGCAAGAGAUGAUCGCUCAUAUGCAGGCACAGAUGAAGAUGAAAUCAGACGAGUGAAAGGGUCGAAAGCAGAAGGGAAGCACUGUGAUCCAAGAACCCCACACGCACACACACACACACACACACACACACACACACACACACACACACACACACACACAAACACACACACACACACACACACACACACACACACACACACACACACACACACACACACACACUCUUGGUCCUCCUCUGAGUCCAUCCCUGUCUGCUGCCACCGUUCACACCUUCCAGGAGUAUCCAUAUCAUCAUCUCGGCUCCUCUGCACACCACCACUGUUCCUUCCCUCCAAUCAUCCAUCCAUCAGAUGUUCAGGAGCUCCUCACUGAUGUUUUUUUUUCUUUCAGUCCAUAUAUCAACGAUUUUUUUGUGUCCUAGUUUACCGAGAGCAACUGUAUACAUUUAACUUACGGUGAAAUGUUCGUAUAGUGAAUAAUUACUGUUGACGAAUAUCUAAAUCUUAACAUUAUGGUCCACAGAUCUGCCAGCGACAACGGUACUAAAAGGUUUUGCCAUCACACUAACUAUGUUUACAAAAGUUAGUCCAGGAUUCAGAUGGCGCCAUUUUCCAUUUAUUUUGCUGUCAGUUUUAAACUAGUUUUGAACACUUUUUUAUCUUAAAACUUAAUAAUUGUUUGCUUCUCAUGUCUUUCUAUUGGUUUAUGAGUAAAUCUGUAGUCCAACAUCUUUACCUCUUGAUGGUUUCAGACCUUCAGUGCCUCUUAAUCACUUCACAGCUUUAACGUUAGUUGAAUAUUGUUUGUACAAUCAUGCAAUAACUACAAAUAUCACCACAGUGAGUAGGGUUAAUAAUGAGGUUACCUUCCAUGUCGAGAGUAAGGAAUGUGCUGCUCAUGUGCCGGGAUAUCCAGGGGAAUAUAUUUGUCCUUAAUUGUGUUAAAAUAGAAAUAUUAUAAAGCCAACAACACAAACUACUAAAAAUAAGUACUCAAAUAAUACUAUGCUGUUAUAAAGACAAACACUCAGAUUGUAUGAAAAUGUGUCAAAGUGCCAUGUUGUUAAUAUAUUUGUGAUCUUGUUAUCAUUGAAAGCUGAAUGAUCUUAAUGUCUGUGCCAAAUCACGACUACAGACUGAAAACUAAUCGCACUAUCCGGUCUGGAAACUAUACGAGCUCAAAUUUGUUUCAGUGAUGUUAUUUAAAGUGUAAAAUUUCCCGUUCGUACACUACACGAGUCUUCAUUGUGUAUUUGGGCUUUUCCACUCCUAUAAAUCAAUUACUAUAUUAUGCAAUUGUAAGUGUAAACUCCCUCCAGCCUUUUGUUAGCAGCAGUUUAACUUUGCUACUACUGAUGUGCCAUUCAUAAUGUUUUGUUUUGUUUCUCUCGUCUUUUGCUCUCCUAUGCAAGUAUUUGUCGAAGUUACUAAGACAAACAUGAAUAUGACUUGUUAACCACAUGUCCGUUUUUAGGCUUCAACAUUUUUUUUGUAUUUCUUCUUAAAUAAAGUUUGUUUAGA
This is a messenger RNA of Scomber scombrus (Atlantic mackerel), 2639 nucleotides long. RefSeq lists its product as uncharacterized. Lineage: Eukaryota; Metazoa; Chordata; Actinopteri; Scombriformes; Scombridae. Gene Ontology annotation, molecular function: GTP binding; GTPase activity; molecular adaptor activity. Gene Ontology annotation, cellular component: septin ring; cell division site; synaptic vesicle. The transcript has 12 exons. Bases 128 to 1174 code for a protein of 348 amino acids. Gene Ontology annotation, biological process: cell division; regulation of exocytosis; cytoskeleton-dependent cytokinesis. The record is from RefSeq and is a predicted model, not a curated record.